UAAUGCGCAUUGUGGAAAACACAGUACGACUUCUUUGUCUGUUACACCGGAAAACCCGGCGUUGAUUUUGUGCUGCACCGAGCCGUCUUCCGGUCUCUGUCGUGUCGGGCUUAGGAGGGAGAUGACGAAGGGAACAUCGUCGUUCGGAAAGCGUCGCAACAAGACGCACACACUGUGUCGUCGCUGUGGCUCCAAGGCUUACCACCUUCAAAAGUGUACCUGUGGAAAGUGUGGAUACCCCGCAAAACGCAAGAGAAAGUACAACUGGAGCGUGAAGGCCAUGAGGCGCAGCACCACUGGAACAGGUCGCAUGAGGCAUCUGAAGGUUGUGUACCGCAGAUUCAGAAACGGAUUCCGAGAAGGAACAGCCCCCAAGCCCAAAAGAGCAGCGGUGGCGGCCUCUGGCUCAUCAUAGACACUUUGUUUAAAAUAAAUGUGCUGUUAAAUUA
This is a messenger RNA of Anguilla anguilla (European eel), 449 nucleotides long. It is a transcript of the gene rpl37, whose product is annotated as ribosomal protein L37. Gene Ontology annotation, biological process: translation. The coding region runs from base 122 to 415 and encodes 97 amino acids. The transcript is spliced from 4 exons. NCBI's taxonomy places the organism in Eukaryota, Metazoa, Chordata, Actinopteri, Anguilliformes, Anguillidae. The record is from RefSeq and is a predicted model, not a curated record. Gene Ontology annotation, molecular function: structural constituent of ribosome; RNA binding. Gene Ontology annotation, cellular component: ribosome; cytosolic large ribosomal subunit.